Centruroides sculpturatus (bark scorpion) is the source of this 1351-nucleotide messenger RNA. RefSeq lists its product as uncharacterized. NCBI's taxonomy places the organism in Eukaryota, Metazoa, Arthropoda, Arachnida, Scorpiones, Buthidae. Bases 188 to 943 code for a protein of 251 amino acids. The record is from RefSeq and is a predicted model, not a curated record. The transcript is spliced from 9 exons.
AGGAAUUUCUACGUCAAUUUGGCUUCAAGACAUUGAAAAGUUGUAUUGUCGUCUGGUUAAAAAAUUAUUUCGCGUAAAAUAUUAUUUCUAUUCCGUUAAAAAAAUUUUACUGUUUAAUAAAGAAAGAAAUUAAUGUAAUGUAUACUCAGAGGUCUCUCUCUUCCAUGUAUCUGUUUAAAAUACAACAAUGGGAGAUCAGCUUUCUGGAGUUGCAGUUAUCAUAUGUAUUGCUUUUGGAAUUAUGACUUUUAUUUUGUUGUUCAUUUUUGCAAAGAGGCAAAUAACUCGAUUUACAUUAAAAUCAAGAUAUGGACCUCAUGUUCCAAUUGGGUAUGAUGCACCUAAAGUUUUAAGGCAAGAAAUAGACAGACAAUUAGAAAUUGUGAAACAUAUCCAGUGUAAGCCAAAAUUAUAUAAUGAUGAUUUCAAAUACAUUGAAAAUAAUAAGUAUCCUUUCUUCCCUGUUAUAACAACUAAUAGGAAAAUUCAGACAUCUCUGGUUGUUAUCUCUAAAUUAUGUACAUCGGAUGAAAGUUGUGGAUAUUUUGGCAUCAUUAGUGAUCCUUGUAAGAGGUUGCCAAAUCAAGAUAUAAGGCAUCAUUUACUCUUCUUAUCACAAUCAGGGUUAUUAAUUGGAUGUGAUACACAGUUAAUUCAUAAAUUUGUUGAUAUUUAUGAGCAUGCACGGCAUCAACCAGAGGAAUUCAACUUUGAACAUUAUAUUUUAUUUAUUGAGUUAAUGGAACAGAUCUAUAAGUGCUUAAAUGAAAACUGUCCAUCACAGAAAUUAGAUGGAAGUAAAUUAAAAGUUCUCACUGAACAUCUUAAGAACUUUAUGGAUGUGGAUGAGAAAAUGAAUGAGAAACAGCCUCCAAUAUUGUUGAAAAGGCCAAUGUCUCUAAAUAUGAACAAAGAAGAAUCUAUGAAUGAAACAACUGUUUAGCUUCCCUGUUCACUUUACAAAUUGUCAUCCAUAUUAAUCAAAAAGGAUUGGUUUCCAUUUGAAAAUUGUAAGGAAACAAUUUUCAACCAGUUGCCUUUAAAUUCUGAGCCUCUUCUCUUUCCCAGGUGAAUGGUUUCAAAUGGAUAUAUAUUAAAUUGAAGAUCAAAGCUAUAUUUUUUUAAAUAAGUUGUAAUGUAGUUGUAAACUUUUGCAAUCAAGAUAAAAAAAAAAUACAGUAAAUUUCUUUCACUUUUAUAUCACUUUUCUAAAAUUUUGUUUCUAUUUUCCUUAUAAAAUUUGAUAUUUUAAAUCUAUUUUGUCAUAUGAAAAUAUUUAGGUUAAAUGCUUAUUUGUGAAUAUUCUGUAUAUAUCGGAACAAAAAAAUUUAUUUAUUAAGUAUUGAUGACA